Molecule: messenger RNA, 996 nt
Organism: Debaryomyces fabryi
Lineage: Eukaryota; Fungi; Ascomycota; Pichiomycetes; Serinales; Debaryomycetaceae
Exons: 1
Coding region: 1-996 (331 amino acids)
Cellular component (GO): mitochondrion
Molecular function (GO): flavin adenine dinucleotide binding; electron transfer activity
Source: RefSeq, a predicted model, not a curated record
AUGUUGCGCAGUUCAAUUAGUAAGAGAUUCUUUUCGAGCACAAGAGUUUCGUUGGAAACACUUGCUUUCAUCGAGUCAACCGGCUCCAAAAUCUCACCAGCCUCGCUUUCAGCUAUUAGUGCUGCUACGCAAAUAGGUAAGCCAAUCACAGCAUUAUUGGCUGGUACUGAAGGUAAUGCUAUUUCUUCAGAAGUAGCCAAGAUCCCAGGUAUUUCGAAGAUUUUAGUAUCAAAAAGUAGCAAUUACGACCAUUACUUGGCUGAAGAAUUGUCUCCAUUAAUCAAGGAAGUAUUGGAGUCGUCCGAUUACACGCAUUUCAUCACCCCAGCAUCGGCCGUGGGAAAGUCUGUUUUACCAAGAGUUGGAGCAUUGAUGGAUAUCCAGCCAGUUUCUGACAUCCUUAAAGUUGAAUCGGAAAAUACUUUUGUCAGACCAAUCUAUGCUGGUAAUGCGUUGGCAACCGUUAAGUCAAACGAAAAGGUCAUUCUUGCUUCUGUUAGAGCAUCCGCAUUCCCACCAGUUGAGUUGAGUGGCGAUGGCUCAACCCCAAUCGAAGAAUACACCCAAUCCAGCGAAUCUAAUAACAGAACCGAGUUUGUCAAGGAAGACUUGGUGACGUCUGAAAGACCAGAAUUGGGCUCUGCAACCAGAGUUGUUUCUGGUGGUCGUGGAUUAAAGAACAAGGAAACCUUUGAAAAGUUGAUUGAGCCGUUAGCAUCGAAAUUGAACGCUGCUGUUGGUGCUUCAAGAGUCGCAGUGGAUUCUGGUUUCUGUGAUAAUUCCUUACAAGUUGGUCAAACUGGUAAGAUCGUUGCACCAGAAUUAUACGUUGCUGUUGGUAUCUCUGGUGCCAUCCAACACUUGGCUGGUAUGAAGGAUGCUAAGACCAUUGUUGCCAUUAAUAAGGACCCUGAAGCUCCAAUAUUCAAUGUUGCAGAUAUUGGCUUAGUUGCUGACAUAAAUGAAGCAGUUCCUGAAUUAACUGAAAAAUUAUAG